AUGACCCAAAAUGUAGAUCCUAUGGAGCAAAAGAGGCAACUGGAAAGGGAACGGUAUUCACAAAAUAGGGAUGACAUAUUAAAGAGACAACGUCAAGCCUACAGUCAGAAAAAAUUGUCUCAUGCUUCUGCAGGGACCGGUGCCCAGAAAGAUGAAACACAAACACCGAUGUCCACAUCCAUUGACCCUAAAGAGUUAAGGAGGCAAAGGGACAGGGAGAGGUAUGCACAGAACAGGGAUGAAAUAUUAAGAAGAAAACGCCAAUCCCGUGAACAGGCAAAGACAUCUAUUGCCACUGUCAACAACGUUGACAAUGUGUCACGCACACCAGCUACAGGACAAUCGGGUGUCAGCCAGCUACAAACAAUAUCAUUUGCAGGUUUAUCAAACAUGUCAACUUCAUCCCAAUCACAUGAAGGCAUCCCUCCUGACGAGGACAAUAUUUUAGGAAACAUUGAUGAAUCCAAUUGGUUGCAUAGGAAUGAUGCAUAUCAGAUGGUAGAAAUUGCAGGGAGACUGAGAGCUGUUGUUGUACCUCUUGUUCAUAAAACGCAAACAAUUUCCAAUGUCACUGCAGAUAUUGCACCAGUGGGCAACGACCAGACAGCUGAUCCAUAUGGAAUAUUUGAGCCUCCUGUUCAACAAACCAAUUUCCAAGAUUACAUGGAGCCACUGCAUAAUGGAGAAGCCGCAUACCAUGAUCCUGAUGAAGAAGCUAGAAUAUUUAUGGAUCAGGAUGUUGCUUUUGAGUCGUACCACCUUGGACACCAGAAUGCACAAGCAGGAACCGUAGCUAAUUUUGAUAAGUUCAUAUACCGAAACCUACCUACAAAGCACCAUGUCCUAAAAAAGGUUCCUGACUGCCUUCACUGUGGGGCUUUGCGGUUUCCAUUCGAGGGGCCAGCAUUUUGUUGCAGAAAAGGAAAAGUAUCAGUCAUCAUUUCUUAUUGUUCAAUUCUUAUUGUGUCAAUCAGCCAGCACACUGAUACUUAUGUUGUCAAUCUUCUAGAUGACAACGAGGAUAACCCAGAUGAGGAUUUUGGUGACAAUGAGCUUCAAGCUGCAGGUCAGGAAGAAACUUUUAAACAUCAUCUUGUUCGGGGGGCUCCUUUUCCAACAGUGGGUUGUUGA
Messenger RNA from Triticum turgidum subsp. durum (durum wheat), 1131 nucleotides. The record is from the annotation of a GenBank genome assembly. Lineage: Eukaryota; Viridiplantae; Streptophyta; Magnoliopsida; Poales; Poaceae.